AUGGGCCCUGCUGGCUGUGUCUUCCUGCUGUCCCUUUUGCUGGCCAUAACAGUGUGUGGACAACCUGCAUACUCAGGCCGGGUAGUGGGAGGCCAGGAUGCUCCCGCGGGGCGCUGGCCUUGGCAGGCCGGCCUGUACUUUGGCCUGACUCAGGUCUGCGGAGCUUGCCUCAUCAGCGACAGGUGGAUCCUGACGGCAGCACACUGCAUCCAAACGACCUGGAUUCCUUGGUUAUAUACUGUGUCACUGGGAUCACUUAAAGCAACCUAUGGCACUGUGAACCAUCAUGUAUCCCAAAUCAUUUUCCAUCCCAAAUCCCAAGACAUAGCUGCAGACAUCGCCUUAUUGAAGCUGGUUGCUAGAGUUAACUUCACCUCUUCCAUCCUGCCCAUCUGCCUGCCCAAUACCACAAAGCAGCUGAAUAUCCCUGGCUCUUGCUGGGUGACUGGAUGGGGAAAAGUUAAGGGGGAUGAAGGUAUUGAUUACAGUUCCACCCUCCAGGAAGCAGAAGUACCCAUCAUCAACCACCGAGCUUGUGAAUAUAUGUACAACCCAGUCGGCUUCAUGUUGCCAGAAUUAGACCCAGUGGUCAAGAAAGACAUGAUUUGUGCUGGUGAUAUUCACAAUAAGAAGGAUUCCUGCAAGGGUGAUUCUGGAGGGCCUCUGUCAUGUCAUAUUGAUGGUGUAUGGACCCUGAUAGGACUGGUAAGCUGGGGAUUAGGAUGUGGUGAAUCUCUUCCUGGAGUCUACACCAACGUGACCUACUAUCAAAAAUGGAUUAAAGCUGUUAUUUCAAGAGCUGAUGUUUGGGCCAACAAUCUGGACUUAUCUGACUUCCUGUUCCCUAUUUUACUGUUCUCUCUGGCUCUUUUGGGACCCUCCUGGGCCUCUGGGCCAACAUCUUACCAGGAGAGUGGGCAGGCAGCUGAAGCCAUUAGCCAAGUACAGGGCUGGGGAGGGAAUGCAUGGAGAAUAAACCCCAGGGGCUGAGAACUCACAGGAGAGUCCCUGGAAACUCUGAAUAACUUCAUUAAAAUAAUUAGAAAUAAUUCUGGGUUCUUGAUUCUGUAA
Molecule: messenger RNA, 1071 nt
Organism: Pteronotus mesoamericanus
Lineage: Eukaryota; Metazoa; Chordata; Mammalia; Chiroptera; Mormoopidae
Gene: PRSS48
Product: serine protease 48
Biological process (GO): proteolysis
Molecular function (GO): serine-type endopeptidase activity
Source: RefSeq, a predicted model, not a curated record